Messenger RNA from Chondrus crispus (carragheen), 2916 nucleotides. RefSeq lists its product as hypothetical. The coding region runs from base 1 to 2916 and encodes 971 amino acids. Gene Ontology annotation, cellular component: delta DNA polymerase complex. The transcript has a single exon. The record is from RefSeq and is a predicted model, not a curated record. Gene Ontology annotation, molecular function: DNA binding; 3'-5'-DNA exonuclease activity; nucleotide binding. Lineage: Eukaryota; Rhodophyta; Florideophyceae; Gigartinales; Gigartinaceae. Gene Ontology annotation, biological process: nucleotide-excision repair, DNA gap filling; DNA replication proofreading; base-excision repair, gap-filling.
AUGUUUGGUUUGACCGAGGGCGGGAGCUCCGUGCUUGUCAGGGUGCACCAUUUCUAUCACUACUUCUACUUGCCCGUGACCGAUGGGAUUCAGCCUGAGGCCCUGGCUGAAGCCAUCAAUCGCCGAUUGUGGAAUGACAAGACAGUUCCGAGGGACAGGACUGUUGUGACGAAUGUUGAGAUUACUACAAAGCGCAGUAUCAUGUAUUUUAUUCCUGGCGACCCGGAGGUCAAGUUUUAUAAGAUCACACUUCUCAACCCAAGGCACACGAAGGAUGUCGCUAGAAUUCUGCAGCGAGGAGGUUUAUCGGUAAAGAAACCUAAUGAUGUAACUGCUAAGUUGCCUGAGCUGCCUACUUUUGAGAGCACAUUGGAUUACUUGUUGCGCUUUAUGAUUGAGGUUGGUCUCGUGGGAUGUUCGUGGCUCACCUUGCCGGCUGGAAAGUAUACUAUUACGGAGCAUAAGAAGUCUCUGUUGCAAGUGGAAAUAGAUGUCCAUGCGAACGACAUCAUCGCACACAACCCCGAAGGAAAAUGGCUGAGAACAGCCCCCUUACGUCGCUUGUCCUUUGACAUUGAAUGCGCCGGGCGAAAAGGGAUCUUCCCUGAACCGGAACAUGACAAAGUCAUUCAAAUCGCGAAUUACGUCUGGGAUCACGGCCACAAGAAACCAAUUGCACAGGUUGUGUUCACUCUUAAGAGCUGUGCGGCAAUUGUUGGGGCGGAUGUUGUUUCCUAUGAAAACGAGGAAGAGCUUUUGUCUGCAUGGGCACGAUUCGUCCGGCUUACGGACCCAGAUAUCCUCACAGGAUACAAUAUAGUCAACUUUGAUCUUCCGUACCUCCUCGAUCGCGCAGCGCAACUCAAAGUGGCUGAUUUUCCCCUCCUUGGUCGAAUGAUCGGCCAGCCAACGACCAUGAGAAAAACGAGGAUGAGCUCCUCUGCUUUCGGGACACAUGAAUCUCAUGCCUUUUCAAUGCAUGGCCGCGUUAUUUUUGACAUGCUUCAACUGAUCACAAGAGAAUACAAACUGAGAUCCUAUUCUUUGAAUUCUGUAUCUGCCGAGUUUCUAGGCCAGCAAAAAGAAGAUGUUCACUACAGUAUCAUUGGAGACCUCCAAAGAGGUGAUGAACAAACUCGACGGAGGCUUGCCGUUUACUGUCUAAAGGAUGCGCUGUUACCUGUGAGACUCAUGGACAAAUUGAUGUCACUGACUAACUACAUGGAAAUGGCUCGUGUCACUGGCAUUCCGUUGGGCUGGCUUGUCUCGAGAGGCCACAUGAUCAAAGUUGUAAGUUUGUUGCAUCGUAAGAGUCACCUUGUAGACCUUCUCAUUCCUGAUAUUAAGCGUUCGGGCCCUGAAGGGGGAGGUGGCGAUGGACCGCAGUUUGAAGGAGCUACCGUCAUUAAGCCAGAGAAGGGAUACUACAAGGACCCGAUCGCCACUCUUGAUUUUGCGUCCCUGUAUCCUUCAAUCAUUAUGGCUCACAACCUGUGCUACAGCACGCUUGUUCGACCAGUCCACCUAGCUCAUAUGAAGCCAGAGGACUUAUCGAAGAGCCCAUCUGGGGCAUCAUUUGUGAAGAGGUCAGUGAAGAAAGGCAUUCUGACGAAAAUAUUAGAAGAAUUAUUGGCUGCACGGAAGCAAGCUAAAAAAGACCUCAAAGCUGCGAAGGACCCUUUCCUACAGUCAGUUUUGAAUGGGAGACAGCUCGCUUUGAAGAUUUCCGCGAACGCUGUCUACGGUUUCACAGGUGCAUCUGUCGGAAAGCUGCCAUGUAUGGACAUUUCAGCUUCAACCACAGCUUACGGUCGCCAAAUGAUUGACAACACCAGGUUGGAAGUUGAAAAACGUUACAAGGGAGCGACUGUCAUUUAUGGUGAUACGGAUUCUGUAAUGAUUAAAUUUGGUAAUGGCAAGUCUUUGGAAGAAUGUAUGCGACUUGGUGAAGAAGCAGCGGAAGCAAUAUCGUCUAUCUUUCCAAAACCCGUCAAACUUGAGUUUGAAAAAUGUUACUAUCCGUACCUACUGAUAAGUAAGAAACGAUAUGCUGGACUGCUGUGGACAAAUACCGAAAAGUACGACAAGAUGGACUGCAAAGGAAUUGAAGCUGUAAGACGUGAUAAUUGCAGGCUUGUCGCAAAUGUCAUUUCUUCAGUUCUUGAGUUUCUUCUCAAGAAGAGGGAUCUUCAACAAGCAAUUUCUAUGGUGAAGAAGGUGAUAUCUGACUUGCUGCAAAAUAAGAUUGAUGUAUCUCUUCUUGUCGUAUCGAAGUCGUUGACAAAGACAGACUACGAGAACAAACAAGCUCACGUUGUUCUAGCCGAGAAACUGCGCAAGAGGGAUCCUGGAACUGCUCCAGCUAUCGGUGAUCGUGUCCCUUACGUUAUUACGAAGGGAAGGAAAAACGAACCUGCAUACUCACGAGCUGAGGAUCCGUUGUACGUUUUAGAGAGGAAUAUCCCCAUUGACAAUAAUUACUACCUCGAGAAUAUGCUUCGCAAGCCCCUGGAAAGAAUCUUUGAGCCUGUAAUGAAAAGUUCCGUGAACUCUUUGUUUGUUGGUGAGCAUACCCGCACGAUAUCCGUGGUAACACCGAAGAAAGGCGGAAUGGCGAAGUAUACAAAGGUGCGCCUUAAAUGUUUGGGGUGCAAAGCACCCAUCAACGAAGGCGCGCUGUGUGCUUACUGUGUACCUAAAGAAGCAGAGCACUACACAAAGAACUUGAACACCAUGGUCAAACUCGAAAAGGCUUAUUCCUCUUUGUGGACUGAAUGCCAGCGAUGUAUGGGCGACAUUUGUCAUGAUGUUCUGUGUAGCAACGGAGACUGCCCAAUAUUUUAUCGGCGGCGAAAAGCACAAAUUGAUCUCAAUGCUGCAAGCGAAAAGGUCUCGCGCUUUGGGCUUGACUGGUGA